AUGGCUGGUAUGCUCAACGCAUCCACAUCGUAUGAGCAGCGAAGUGUUAUUCGUUUUCUAUGGAGCAAGGGACGAACGCCCAUUGAGAUCCAUAGGGAAAUGCAGCCAACGUAUUGGGACAAAUGUCUCGCUUUGAGAAGUGUGUGGUGGUGGUGUUGUGAGUUCACUAAUGGCCAGGAAGACCUUAGUGACAUUGAGCGGUCGGGCCACCCUCGCACCUCGCUCACACUGGACAACAUUGCCCGCGUGGAUGCAAUGGUGAAUGCAGAUCGGCGUGUGCACCUGAAAGUCAUUUCCAAGGAGCUUGGCAGUUCGCAAGGCAGCGUUUACGGUUCCUUGGGGUAUCACAAGGUUUCAUGUCAGUGGGUGCCUAAGCUAAUGGAUGAUCUGAACAAGGCCAAGAGAAUGAUGACAUCACUGUAA
This is a messenger RNA of Cryptotermes secundus, 423 nucleotides long. Its product is annotated as histone-lysine N-methyltransferase SETMAR-like. The record is from RefSeq and is a predicted model, not a curated record. Lineage: Eukaryota; Metazoa; Arthropoda; Insecta; Blattodea; Kalotermitidae. Bases 1 to 423 code for a protein of 140 amino acids. The transcript has a single exon.